UGCGGGAUUGUUCUUCAAAGUGUGGCUAGAUUUGCAGCUGGCUGGGGCUGCGCGGUCGUUUGUGUGUGUUUGGGUGGAUUCUCUGAACACUGUAAGUUGCUUGGAGGUCAUGUUCUCUCCCCAUUCUACAGAAAUGAAAAAGGGAUAACAGCUUGUUGAAUGGUGACCGUGGCUUGUGUUCGAUCAGCACUAACUAAAGAACAAUGCAUCUACCAGUCCUACUCACUGCAUCCCAGACCUUUCUGCUGUUGGUAUCCCUGGGUCUGUCUCGAGAGUUUGACUGGACAAAAGACCAUGGAGGAUCUUUCUACUAUGGGACUUUCCCUCCUGGUUUCUCCUGGGGAGUGGGAAGCUCUGCUUACCAGACCGAAGGGGCUUGGGAUCAAGAUGGGAAAGGACUCAGUAUCUGGGAUGUUUUCACCCGAAUGAAAGGAAAAGUGCACUUGAAUGAAACAGGAGAUUCAUCCUGUGAAAGCUAUUAUAGAUUCAAGGAGGAUAUUGCUCUACUGAAGGAGCUUAAAGUCAAUCACUAUCGUUUCUCUAUCUCCUGGCCUCGAAUUCUACCAACUGGGAUUAAAGCUGAGCGAAUCAAUGACAAAGGAAUCAUGCAUUAUAACGAGCUAAUUAAUACCCUCCUGGAGAGCAACAUCCAACCGGUGGUCACCCUGUACCAUGGGGAUCUUCCUCAGGUGCUGCAAGAUAGAUUUGGAGGCUGGCAGAAUAACAGUCUGAUUGACUUUUUCAAUGAUUAUGCCAGCUUAUGUUUUGAGAAGUUUGGAGAUCGGGUGAAACACUGGAUUACUUUCAAUAACCCUUGGUCCACAGCUGUGGAAGGAUAUGAAUUGGGACAACAUGCACCAGGAGUGAAACUGAAAGGAAUAGGAGCGUACCGAGCAGGUCAUAACAUCAUUAAAGCUCAUGCAAAGGCUUGGCACACGUACGACAAACUUUGGCGCAAUCACCAAAAAGGAUUGGUGGGUAUUUCUAUCACAAGUGAAUGGGGAGAGCCGGUCGACAUUACAAAUCAAAAGGAUGUUGAGGCUGCUGAGCGAUACAUCCAGUUUAAGCUAGGCUGGUUUGCCAACCCUAUUUUCAAUGGAGACUACCCUCAAGUUAUGAAAGACUGCAUUGGGAGAAAGAGCUCACAGGAAAGUCUGAGCAACUCCAGGCUGCCAGCCUUUACUCCACAGGAGAAACACUUCAUCAAAGACACAUCAGACUUCUUCGGUCUGGGUCACUUCACAACCCGGUAUAUCACUCACAAGAGCUACCAUUACAGUAAAGGGCCAAGUUAUUAUACGGACCAGGACUUGGCAGAACUUGUUGACCCACAGUGGCCUGAUCCAGGUUCUGAGUGGCUGUACGCUGUACCUUGGGGAUUCAGGAGGAUUCUGAAUUAUAUCAAGAGUCGGUAUGGAAAUCCAAGGAUAUACGUGACAGAAAAUGGAGUAUCUGAAAAACACCAGUGCACUGAGCUGUGUGACAAGUGGCGAAUGCAGUACAUGAGUAAUUAUGUUAAUGAGAUUCUUAAAGCCAUUAAGGAUGGUGUUAAAGUCAAGGGAUACAUAUCCUGGUCACUGCUGGAUAAGUUUGAAUGGGAUGAAGGAUAUUCAGAAAGAUUUGGGUUAUAUUACAUCGAUUUUAAAAGCAAGAAUAAGAGGAGGUAUCCCAAAGCCUCAGUUCAGUACUACAAGAAAAUGAUCAGCUCAAAUGGAUUUCCAAACCAAAGAGAAAUUGAGAGUUGGAAACGCAAAGCUGCAGAGACUUGUUCCAUUACAAAUGCACUGCUUGCUGCAGAUCCUCUUGUCAAUCAUAUGGAGAUGGUAACGGAAAUUGUUGUCCCGACUGUUUUUACUCUUUGCAUACUGCUGAGUGCUAUAUUACUGAUGUUCCUACUCCGGACGCAGUGAAAACUCCAGUGUGCUGUUACAACAGGAUAAUGCCAGAUGUACAAAGACAAAAAUACGUGUCUAACUCCUUCAGCAAGUUUAAAUUACAACAGUCUUUAAUACUUCUCCACAGUCACCUCCAAAGAGUUUGAUACCUUCGUUAUUAAUGAAUAAAAUGAUCUAUCUUUGGGUCAGUAAAACUGCACUAUUAUCAAACUCAAACCACAUACUCCAAUUAGGAUUCCACAGAUGAGGUAAAGGUGCUUACAACAUGCUAGAGAGAUUCCAUUCUGACUCUUCCUUCCCUAAUCACACAAUACCCGAGCAAAGUUUGUAUGAUCAAUGUUUCGCCACAGAUUGACGACAUCAAAUAUUAGAAGCAAAUAAUAUGUCUCCUAAUAACACAGUAGGUUCCUGCAGAAGAGCCAUUUCAUCAGUAGAAAUAUUACAGUAACCUACUUUAAAAAAUAAAACAGGUACAUACUGACAAUAGCAACAAUAAAACCCUUGGCCUGAGAGAUGAUGGAAAGGUAUGAACUGGGAAUCAGUCAAUCCAUCAGAACAUUAUUUUUAAAUCCAUAACAAGUAGAAAUGCAGAAGCUACAUAAUUGAACCAACAUUUACACCAAACUGCAGCAGUUCUCAAGUGGAACUAGCACUUUUUAUUGGUGAAUCAUAAAUAACUAUUAUAAACUUGUUUCUUACUUUUGAGAAAUGUGUAGCACAGGUUGAGGUUCAGGUGGUAUGUUUGCUCACUAUGCUGGUAGGUUUGUUCUCAGGCGAUUUGUCACCACGCUAGGUAACAACAUCAGUAAGCUGGUGUUCUGUUCUACUUGCUACUUAUGUGUCUUGCUCUGUUAAGGUGGGUGAUUUCAUUUCCAGUUCUCUUUCUCAGAGGUUGGUA
This is a messenger RNA of Chiloscyllium plagiosum (whitespotted bambooshark), 2793 nucleotides long. It is a transcript of the gene lctlb, whose product is annotated as lactase-like b. Gene Ontology annotation, molecular function: hydrolase activity, hydrolyzing O-glycosyl compounds. The record is from RefSeq and is a predicted model, not a curated record. NCBI's taxonomy places the organism in Eukaryota, Metazoa, Chordata, Chondrichthyes, Orectolobiformes, Hemiscylliidae. Gene Ontology annotation, biological process: carbohydrate metabolic process.